Molecule: messenger RNA, 207 nt
Organism: Acanthoscelides obtectus
Lineage: Eukaryota; Metazoa; Arthropoda; Insecta; Coleoptera; Chrysomelidae
Source: the annotation of a GenBank genome assembly
AUGUGGCAGACCAGGUUUGAUAAGAGGUACUUGAUUAGAUGCAGUUAUAUUGAAAUCUACAAUGAAAAGAUCAAUGACCUCCUGGAUAAGAGCAAUCAGGGUUUAACUAUAAGAGAAGAUAUCAAAGGAAAUGUGCUGCUUGAUGCAAGGGAAGCUGUCGUAGACAAUGUUGAUAAAGUUAUGGAGAACAUGAUGCAGGGGCAAUAA